GACAACGCUGGCGAAGCCUCUCAGCUGAGAACUGUCUCGUCCUGGUCCUAGUCCCGUUCUCCUUCAUAAUCAUAAAUAAACUACUGACAUGUUUCUGUGAUUUGUUAGUAACUUCACUGUAUUCCUUUUGUUUUGUUGAAACAAGAAUGAAAAUGACUCACUGUGACUGUGGUGGGAAUUGCUGGUCAAAAUGAGUGACUACUAUAGGAGGCACCAGUACAACAGAGACCCUAACAAACUAAACAAGUGCAACUUGUGCGAUUUCAAUACACGCUUCAAAGACUCGUUCCAGUUUCACCUUAUCAAAGCACACGGUUUCAAGGUAAAGCGUUUGGAAGAACGUGAAAGAUCUACGACAAACUCUUAUGGAUUCGGAGACAAGUUCAAGGAAAAGUCCCACAAAAGAAACGAAGCGGGCGAAUACGAAUGCCCCAACGGUUGUGGCGAAGCUUUUCGGAGACUAAGACGAUUGGAAUUUCAUUUGGAAAGAUGCGGCGCAGAAGGAAAAUUGUCUUGUCGAUUGUGCAGCUUCAAAACUGAGAUCAUGAACCAGCUACAAACGCACUUUAUCGUUAGGCAUAAUUUGCUGUGCAAGACCGUGGACGAGCCUGAUUUUGAACAAGUUUUAAAUAAUACUCCUUAUGUAUUGCAACGAAUAAAGGUUCACGAGGAAUUGCCGUGGAAAGAGAAAUCUAGUUCCAGAAAAAGAAACGCAGAAUCAUUUUCCUGUACUAAGUGUGGUAGACAAUUUUCUAGCUUGAAAUACGUUGAACAGCAUUUUGAUAGAAACCAGUGUUGAGGGUAUAAAUUGAGAUGAUGUUUAUUCAACCAAUGAAAAUGAAAACCAGCCAACAAGAAUUCUCAGGCAGAUUAUGUUUGAGUUACAUUAUCUAUUUAUUUAUUUAUUUAUUAAAAUAAUAUGUACAAACCGUGAGUUUAUUAUCUAAUUAGCUAAAUGAUAUUUUUAAGAUAAAUGUUUAUUUUGACACCUAUAGCUGAAAAACAGCUGUAUGUGUCUGUAGCUGUAGACGUAAAUGCUUAUUUUUUGACUGUGACUGACUAUUAAGUAUAGAUGAGAUGUUUUUUUUUUUUUUUUAAAUUUUAAUUUCAUUUUAGGUAUCCUUUGUCCAGUUUCAUAUUAAUUUUUAUAUACAUACGUAUUAGCUUUGUUGAUAAAAUGCUGACAAUUUUCUGUCUUUAAACAAUAAAGCAUAUUUUGAUUUGAUUUGAAUGUCACUCUGGUAAGAGAGAUCCAAGAGAGAGAACCAAAAAAAAGGUGUUUCUUUUUUGGUCUCUCAUUCAUUUUUUCCACAUUUGUAGGAAAAGGAAAUCAUGGUGACUCAACCAUCAGGGUUGGCAAAAAUCAAGCUAAUUGUAUUCUAGUGGAUAGAGAAUUGGUUUUUUGAUAAUGU
This is a messenger RNA of Ceutorhynchus assimilis (cabbage seed weevil), 1412 nucleotides long. NCBI's taxonomy places the organism in Eukaryota, Metazoa, Arthropoda, Insecta, Coleoptera, Curculionidae. The record is from the annotation of a GenBank genome assembly.